UCUUCUUGUCUUCCCGCUGCAGCCCGAGAGAAAAAAAAAAAGAGGAACCCAGCCAUGCCUUGCAAAACCGGUGAGAAAGCUUGGAGAUUUCUCCUUCCUUCUUGCUCUAGAACCUGAAUUGGAACCCAGAAAUUCUCCCCCCUGCAUGAAGCUUUCGGAUCUGCCUUGCUCUGCUCCUCACCGUCCGGCUGCUCCUGCUUUGUGGGUGUGAUUUGUUCGGUUUUUUGCUUGCCGCCGGCCUCUUCCCCCCCUGCAGCUCCGGUUUUAGCUGGAGAAUUCUGGUUCCCGAUCGUUCUGUCAGUUAGUGCGUGACUUGAGUGCUCGGUUUUAUGUGAGUGAGGAAGUAAAACCGAGGACGGGGAAACCACGGGAAGUGACGAGUUAGAAAGCUAGUCAUUUCGAGAUUGAGCAUAGAUUUAGAAAUAAAUCAUGAUCUUGUAUUUGGAGAUUUAAAUUGGAGAUUUAUGAUAUCAGAGAGUUUAUAAAAUUUGAUCUUCAGAUUUUGGUGGUAUCAGAGUACAGUAUGAUAAGUUCCGAGCCUUGUGCAUUUGUGGGACCCUUUCACGAGUGCACGGUGUCUGUCGCGUCUCGAAAUCGGGUUUUGGGGCGUGACAAUGAUUGUUUGCCGUGAGGGAUUUUUGGGUAACUAGUUUCUUUUUUUGUUAUAUGAUUGUUUGCCAAGAUAUUUUCAAAUUGCAGGUUGUUGGGAGAGAUUUUUGGACAAUUGAGUUCAAUGAAUUGAACUGGAUUCU
Rubroshorea leprosula is the source of this 752-nucleotide messenger RNA. NCBI's taxonomy places the organism in Eukaryota, Viridiplantae, Streptophyta, Magnoliopsida, Malvales, Dipterocarpaceae. The record is from the annotation of a GenBank genome assembly.